Messenger RNA from Aplysia californica (California sea hare), 2365 nucleotides. RefSeq names its product death-associated protein 1. Gene Ontology annotation, molecular function: death domain binding. NCBI's taxonomy places the organism in Eukaryota, Metazoa, Mollusca, Gastropoda, Aplysiida, Aplysiidae. The record is from RefSeq and is a predicted model, not a curated record. Gene Ontology annotation, biological process: cellular response to amino acid starvation; negative regulation of autophagy; apoptotic signaling pathway. The transcript is spliced from 4 exons. The coding region runs from base 134 to 466 and encodes 110 amino acids.
UGACGUAGAGCGCAGUUACUCAUUGGAUGUGGUUUAGUAAACAAGCGUGAGCCCUCGCGAGAGCUGUUAUAUUGCCAAAUACCAGACCAUUGCAUUUUUGUUCAGAAGUGUAGAGCUUCCAUCUUUUAGCAUAAUGUCAGCCCCAGAUGAAGGCGCCAAUCCAGAACUGAAAGGUGGACACGCACCUGCAGUGAAAGUAGGUGGAAUGCGGGUAGUUCAGCACAAGAAGGAAGGUGAAAAGCAAGAGCCGACACAAAUGACUGCUGAAGAGGAAGCGGAGUUUGGUGCUAGUCCUCCUAAGACGGACAAGCACCACCAGUCAAUGCUUGUGUCAGGGGCUGUGACCAAGGGAGACAAGGACUUCACUACUCAGGCUGUGAAGAGCAUCCACGAGAAGCCAGUUCCAACUCAUGACCCCAAGCCGCGCCCAAACCAGAACACCCACCAGAUUCAUCAGCCGAGAUAGAGAGCUUCCUCCAUAAUUCCGUACUGGGCGUGACUCGGCUCUACGACAAUGCUGACUUGAGAUGUAUGGGAAUGAAGAAAUCAUAUGAGAAACGAUUAUGUUUGUAUGGUGAUUUGGAAAUACUGUUGUCUUUAGAACCAUUUAUUGCUGAGGAUGGAUCAGUUCCAAGUAAAUUUUGAAAUAUAUGCUUAUGGCAGACCAGUGGUUUUGUAUUGGUUAUAAAGCAGCUUUUGGAAGCAUGAUCAGUAGAGGACAACAGUUUGAAAAGCUUUCUUAUCAAGUCAAAAAUAUUGUCUAUACGAGCUGCAUAGGAAAUGAUAUUUGACAAGUAGAAGUUCAAGGUUGAAAUUUUAAAUGCUGAAGGAAUCAAGUGCUUAGUCAUCACUGAAGAGCUUAACUUCAGUACUUUGAUGGUGAUGGGAACUUUUUCAUAACAUAACAUGUUGGUUGUUUCAUCAAAUCAUAUCACAAAAGUUUCUGCUUCUGGAAGGAAUUUCAAAUUAUUUCAUGUUUUGACUUUAACUGUAGAACCUGACUAACUAGAACACCUUUUGUUAUGACAAAUGUGACGAGGAUUAGAUUUUUUCCCAAAAGUUGGCACAUUACCUGUACCUGCACUUCCUCCAUUUUUGAGUGCCUUUCAAUUUUGUACUUCAUGGGCAUCAGAUUUGUUAAAGUUACUCAUGGUUGAAGAAAGUCAUUUGGAAUAUAUCUAUGUACUCAUUUGUUGCACCUAUAGAAGUUUGUGUUCAAAUAAAUCCUUACUAAUUGAUCAUGAGAUCCAGUAUUUCCUCAUUUUAAAAAAAUGUUAAAUGUGGGUGUGUGUCACUGCUUUGAUAAAGGAGAGAUAUGCCAUGUUGUACUGUAGCAGGAUAAUAAAGAGAAAUAGUUUUGUUUGUUCUCUACAUUUUGAAAAUAGCAAUUGAACUUACAGGGAUUCAGCCUUUUUUUUGGGUAUAGGACCACUAUAGAAGUUUAUGAUGAGACUACGGGUAUCUUUUAGAAGUAUGGUGGUACUCUUUAGUCAAACUUUUUGUCCGAGUGAUCUUCAUCCACUUACGGUGCAUGGUUUUAAAAGUUUUUCGGAACUCCCACCAAUGUAAGAAACAUUUUAACUUGACAAGAUCUACAAGAAGAAUUACUGGCUUUAUUUUUUUCUGUCUUUCUGUUGCUACUACUGCCAGCAGGAUAUUAAUAUUGGUUACCAUUUUUGUGUCUGUGCCUGAACUAGUCCUGUGUUUAUUGUGUCAUGACUUUAGCUAUGCCAAAAUUAUGUUGCUGCUACAUUGAACAGUGUAAUUUACAGUGAAUAGCGCCAUUAGGGUGAUAUUUUAUGGUUUGAUCUUAUUCAUUCAUUUUAUUUCCCAGCUGCGUCGUUGAAUGUGCUUUUUCAGUGAGACAAAAAUGAAAAUGUUGUUUGGAAUUUUUAUAAGUUUGUGGAAGACAGUGAAAGAAAUAGUCUUUUACAGAAAGGUUAAUGUUUUUUAGAUUUUACGUUAUUUUGUUUGUUGUUUGUGUAGCAUUCCUCUUCGCAUGUGUCAUUUUAGCCUCAUUUUCUUUUGAUGAGCAUUGUAGGCCUACUCAGCAAUUCACUGCAGUGGUAGUGACAGAUUUUGUGCAUUUAUUUGCUUUGUGAUUUAUUUUAUGUUGUUUCACUUUUCCUAUUUUGACAACACUAGCCAAUUUUAGGCAUUUCAAUGUCUCAUAUUUCCAAACAACCCUCUUUUACGCAAAGCAUUCUCUUCUGCCCUUUGGAUUCUUUAUUGCGUUUGAUCUUUUGUAAGAGACCAUUUAGAGGCUUUACCAAAAUUUACUCUUCUCUAAAUGAGAAUAUAUUAUGUAACUAUGGAAAAUUCUCGUGAAUUAUUUUUCUGCAAUACACUCAUGGAAAUAACUGAA